GUACCUUCUACCCAGCCCUGGGGAGUGGGUGGAGGCGGACCUUGUCCGGGUCCCCAAGGUCCCCGCGGGCCAAGUGAGGGGGGGGGCGGGGACGGGGCGGGGCCUAAGGGCUCAGGCGCUGCAGGCGGCCGGGGGUGGAGACACAGGCUCCCCGAGGCAGCCUCCUGCCCGUGGCCCUGGGUGCGGCGCCCGGCUGGCGGCGGCUGCGAUGGAGUCGGGCUGGACCCCGCUGAGCGCGCUGGGGGCGGUCACCGCCGCGUGGCUGCUGCUGUGGGGGCUUUGGGGGCUGGGCCGCACCGUCUACGUCUUCCUGCUGCCCCAGGUUCGCCGCGACGCCGCUUGGCUGCGGUCGCAAGGAGCCUGGGCAGUGGUGACCGGAGCCACCUCGGGCAUUGGCAGGGGUUACGCGCACGAGCUUGCCCGGAGAGGUCUGAACAUCGUCCUCAUCAGUCGAAACCUCAGCAAGUUGGAGCAAGAAGCAAAGGAGAUAGAGCGGCUCCAUGGAAGGACCACCAGAGUGAUCCAGGCCGACUUCACGGGGGGCUUGGAGAUCUACGAGUCCAUUGAGGCAGGCCUGAAGGACCUGGAGAUUGGAGUCCUGGUGAACAACGUGGGUAUGCUGUACCACACCAAAGGGUUGAGGAGACUGCUGGACACUGAGAACCUCGCCAAGGGCCUGUCGGAUAUCGUGAACUGCAACAUGAUGUCGGUGACCCAGAUGAUCCGAAUCAUCCUGCCCCAGAUGGUCUCCAGGGGCAGAGGCGUCAUCAUCAACAUCUCCUCCGAGGCUGAAAAUAGCCUCAAACCUUUCAUGGCAGCCUACGCGGCCACCAAGGCCUUUGUGCGAAGCUUCUCGGGGGCGGUGGGAGCCGAGUACCUCUCUCGGGGUAUCACCAUUCAGACGGUGAGCCCCCUUUUCGUCUCCACAAAUAUGACCCAAAACAUCAGCCCCGGGCUGCUGGUGAAGGGCGCCGAAGACUACGCGCGGCAGGCCUUGGACACCCUGGGCCUGUCCUCCCACACCUCCGGGUGCCUCAGCCACGCUGUGCAGAAUUUCCUGCUGCGCGUCACCUUGUUCAAUCGUUUUUACCCAAGUCAGUUGGCAGUUAAGUUGACACCUCGGAUUUUGUGGUUGGUUGAGCCAAAGCUGACCAAGAUGACUUGAGGAGGGUGUGGCCGGCAGGGCCGCUUGUCGGUCCCCUCCUCUCUGCCAUCGUGGGCUGAGGCUGCUGACAAAGAGUCCCACACCGUCGGAAGAGAUGGACAGACAGGCCGAUGGACCCUGGACACCUGGACAUUGAUUGAGUGAUAAGAAUGGCACCUCCAAAAUGGGGUUUUCAAUAUGUGGUACUGAGACAACUAUAGAGCCUCUUGCAGAAAAGCAAACUAUAAAAAAUAUGCUAAGAUUGUG
Messenger RNA from Choloepus didactylus (southern two-toed sloth), 1411 nucleotides. Its product is annotated as very-long-chain 3-oxoacyl-CoA reductase-B-like. Lineage: Eukaryota; Metazoa; Chordata; Mammalia; Pilosa; Megalonychidae. Gene Ontology annotation, cellular component: endoplasmic reticulum. The record is from RefSeq and is a predicted model, not a curated record. The transcript has 11 exons. Gene Ontology annotation, molecular function: oxidoreductase activity. The coding region runs from base 209 to 1165 and encodes 318 amino acids.